Molecule: messenger RNA, 1872 nt
Organism: Guillardia theta CCMP2712
Lineage: Eukaryota; Cryptophyceae; Pyrenomonadales; Geminigeraceae
Exons: 18
Coding region: 1-1872 (623 amino acids)
Cellular component (GO): nucleus
Source: RefSeq, a predicted model, not a curated record
AUGAACGGUGACGAGCUAGAUGAUGCUCCGGUUUUAAUCGACAUGGAAGAAGUCCGCAAUCUUGAGAUGUCAGAGCAAACGCAGCUCGAGGCCAGCGACUCCCAUGAGCCGGGCAGGGAGAUCGAGGCGUCUCUGUUGAGCUUGCUCGAGAGGUGCAGGACGAUCGAAGAACUCGGGAAGCUGUCGAAUGCAGUGCACAGGAUCCACAGCUUCCUGGAUGACGAGCUCGCUUCCAGGAGCUGCCCGGACCUCUCGGCAGACGAGGACAUGGCAAGGAAGCUGCAGUACGAGUUGGAGAACGAGGAUAUCAGGCUGCAGAACGAGAGGCAGCUCGAGAACUCGAGGCUGUUCCAAGACUUCCUGGAGCAGGAGAGGACAUGCCAGGUUUGCGAGACCAGGUGCGAUGCUGCCGAGAUCGGCCGCAGCGUCCAACAGGUUGAUUGCGGUCACCAUGUCUGCGCAAGCUGCUUCAAGCAAUUUGUGGAUCAGCGGGAGCCGAGUCGGCAGACAGACUACGUAUGUCCCAUAGAGGGAUGCGGCGAGCUCCUACAUCAGAUGAAUGUGAAAGGUCUGCUCCCUGCUGAAGACUUCGACAAGUAUGUCUCGCUGCAGAUCUUGGACAUUGACGACGGCUCUGCGACCAUCGCCGGGAAGCUCGUGAAAUGCCCGAUGAACUGCGGUUGGGCUGUUAUCAUGGAGCCCUCGCACCAAGACAGGCAGCUCCCCCCUCACUGGAACAAGAUGAUCGGGAUAGACGGCAAGCCGCUCUCCGAAGAAGCCUUCCGGCACCGCAUGACGUACCGGUUCCGGUGCCGAAAAUGCCCGGACACGGACUUCUGCGCCGAGUGCCUAGCGACGCCCUACCACAACGGGUUCACGUGGUGUGUACUGUGGGGUGUGCGAGGAGGAAGGCGACUGAGGCUUGCGGCUGCAAUCACCAAGUCCGUCAGCCGGGAGAGGAUGAAUGACGUUAGCUACUUGCAGAGGAUUCUAAGGGACAGAUUGUACGACGUCAACCAAUCCUCUCAGACCAUCGCAAGUUUACAGCAUCUUGUCCAAUUGACCGAUCCCCUCUCAAACCUGUGUGAAGCCAAUGAGUGCCAGCAGAAGGCAAGACAAGGCUGCUGCUGCAUCCUCCCUUGCGGGCAUGUCUGUCUGGGACUGCGAGGAGAGCGACAGUGUCUUGGCUGCCUGCAGUGCGAGGAGAUGCAGGGAGCAGAGGAGGUGAAAGUCGCCGCCAGCGAUCUCUGCAGCAUCUGCUGGGUCGAAGAGCUCCGCUGUGCUCCCUGCAUCAGACUCGAGUGCGGACAUGUUUCGAAGAUCAAGAACUUGUGGUCGGGGGUUCGGAUCACCUUUGGAUUCUUGGAAUGCCCCCUGUGCAAGAAGCACAUGAAGGCAAAGGCGAUCGAAGACAUUAUAAAGCCCGGGCUGGAGCUUUACCAGGCCAUCCUCACAAAGGCAGAGCAGCGACUUGCACUCGAAGGAGGGCACAAAGACGCGCCAGAGCUACGAGCAGGAGGGAGGUACCACAAGCAGCCCGGGGAAUAUGCCAUGCACAAGUUUGCCUACUACCUUUGCUAUAAGUGCAAGCAGCCCUACUUCGGAGGGCACAGGAGCUGCGAGGUCGCUGCUGGAGUAGGCGAGGAGCGGCAAUUCGACGAGCGAGAGAAAAUCUGCGGGGGAUGCUCAGCUAUGGGAGCAGCCGCAUGUCCCAAGCAUGGAACCGAAGCGAUCGAGUACAAGUGCAAGUUCUGCUGCUCUGUCGCCUCGUGGUUUUGCUGGGGCACAACACACUUCUGUGACUCUUGUCACCGCAAGCAGGGUACAGCCGAGUCGAUGAGCAGGAAGGCGCAAAAGGAUCUGCCGACGUAA